This is a messenger RNA of Echinococcus granulosus, 864 nucleotides long. Its product is annotated as Nucleolin. The coding region runs from base 1 to 864 and encodes 287 amino acids. Gene Ontology annotation, molecular function: RNA binding. Lineage: Eukaryota; Metazoa; Platyhelminthes; Cestoda; Cyclophyllidea; Taeniidae. The record is from RefSeq and is a predicted model, not a curated record. The transcript has 6 exons.
AUGGAACUGGUUGAGUGGUUUUCCAGUCUGGGGAUGAAAAUUUUGGAAAUGGCGUCGUCAGCUCCUGCUUCGAAUGAUUUAGUACAGUUGGUACGCAAUCGAUUGACUGAACUCAACGACCGUACUCUUCUGGUCAGUCAUUUGCCCUGGUCGCUACAGCUAAAAGUGCUUAUUAGAGCUUUCAAGACCCCGAUUAAUGGUCGAUUUCCAAAAAAGAAAUUUAAGGGCAAUAGAAAAUAUGCCUUCCUCGAAUUCCCCUCCGCCCAUCAUGCUAGAAAGGCCUUACAGGAAAGUUCGCAACUGAAAUUCUUGGGACGAGCCCCGAAAUGUGAGCUGGUAUCAGAGAAAGCUCUCAAUGGCCCCUUUAUUGAUCCGCAGGCGUUUCAACUGAGCGAUUUCCAGUUAAAUAGAUUAAAUGUAUCCUGUGUUCCUCGAGACGCGACCGAGGAUGAGGUCGAACGUCUCUUUCCCGGUGCAAACAGCAUCGAGUUUCCGAAUUCUGGUCCGGGCAAAGCACAAGGGUGUGCGCGAGUUGAUUAUAUUGCAGAGAAGGAUGCACUGGAAGCCUUCAACACGAGGCAUGGUACCUUGCUCCAUGGUGUUCCCCUUAUUGUCAACUACUGUAUUCGUAGGAAGGCUGGAAAAAGGGUUAAGAACCAAGUCAUGGAUACAAAUGCAGAACAGGGUGAAAACACUGCAACAUCGCUGUCUGGAUCAGAAAUUAAGAAGGGCAAAAGGCCGUAUCCCACUGAUGAGGAGAACGAUGACAAUAAGAAAGAGGGGAAGAUUCGACGUAUCCCCACGGAUGGUGAUGUUGAUCGACCUGUUCGAAACCGUAGAAGCAAAUCCGUGAAGGCCAAUUAA